Cantharellus anzutake is the source of this 1320-nucleotide messenger RNA. RefSeq lists its product as uncharacterized. The coding region runs from base 1 to 1113 and encodes 370 amino acids. The record is from RefSeq and is a predicted model, not a curated record. The transcript is spliced from 11 exons. Lineage: Eukaryota; Fungi; Basidiomycota; Agaricomycetes; Cantharellales; Hydnaceae.
AUGCGCCAACCGACUGCUUCGAAAAUCUAUCCCCAUUCGGAUCAGCUUUUCUGGAAAAGGAAAGUAAAAUAUCAUCAUGCCUGGGACAUUCUCAAGGUAAUAUAUCAGCCUCAAUCUCCCAGUGAACCUGACUUCUCUACCCCCAACGACCCGAUCAUGUCUAGUGAUAAGAAAAUCAUUACUGUCAUCGGAAGCACUGGAUUGCAAGGGGGAAGCGUGGUUCGUUCUCUCCUCGCGGACGGAACCUUCGCUGUUCGAGCCCUUACCCGCAACGUAAACGGAGACGCAGCUACGAAGCUCAAAGCGGCCGGAGCUGAGGUCGUCUCUGCCGAUCUCGAGGACGUCGAGUCGCUCAAAAAGGCUUUCAGGGGCGCAUAUGGUGUUUUUGGUGUUACUGACUGUGAGCAACUGCUUGAACAAUUUUUUGCUCUGUAUUUUGGUGUCGAGAAGCUUGAUCAGGCCAAAUCCCGCGAUCAUGAGACCCAACAUGGGAAGAAUAUCGUUGACGCCGCCGAGGCGGAAGGAAUCAAGCAUCUGGUUUGGAGCACGCUGGACGACACUUCGAGCUCCGGUGUACACGUAUAUCACUUCAUCGGCAAAGCCAAUGUGGACAAAUAUAUCCAGACGAAAAAGGUUCCCACCACAACGCUGUUUACGUCUGUCUACUUCAAUAACCUGGUCAACUUUGGGUGGUUGAAGAAGGAAGGAGACACCAUCAAAGUUGAUGUCCCACUUCCUUACGACGUACCAGUCCCUUGGUAUGAGGCGACCGCGACUGGGGAAUGGGUCAAGAAUAUCCUUAAAAACCCAGAUGAAUGGAUCGGCAAGAGGGCUGAAGCUUAUGGAAGUUUGAACACAGCAGAGGAAAUUGCAGAGGUUCUAAAGAGGAAGACGGCGAAAAAUGUCGUUCUGAACAAAGUCACGCACGAGCAGUUCCAUAGCAAAGAGUUCCACGAUGCAAUUGGCGAUGAGAUCUGGUUGAACAACAAGUACAUUGUCGAAGGAGGAUUGGUCCGAGAUGCGGAACUCUCGAAUCGAAUUAACCCGAAUGCUUCUAACUUUGAGCAAUUUGUCGAGAGGGAUGAAGCUAUCAAGGCCCUGCUUUCUUCGUGAGCUCACAUAUGGCGGGAGUUGUUUUCCGGAAUCGAAGUCCAGGUGGCUGCACGCCUCGGAAUGACUGAACUGUAAUCACAAACAUUGGGCCAAUGAGGCUAUAUCGCGUGCACUUUAAUGACUUGGCUCAGUGCACCGACCUACGGACAUCCUUUCAGCCGCUGCCCUUGAAAGUCUUGAGAAUGGAAACGGUUGUUAAGAUCAACU